Molecule: messenger RNA, 2086 nt
Organism: Castor canadensis (American beaver)
Lineage: Eukaryota; Metazoa; Chordata; Mammalia; Rodentia; Castoridae
Gene: Serpine2
Product: serpin family E member 2
Biological process (GO): negative regulation of endopeptidase activity; negative regulation of plasminogen activation
Molecular function (GO): serine-type endopeptidase inhibitor activity
Source: RefSeq, a predicted model, not a curated record
UGGCUGCGCGGAAUCUGCAGGCGCCACCGCCGCCUCUCUCCUUCUCUACCUCGGCCGCCACUGUCGUCGACCUCCCUCUCCCCCGAUCCCCUGCCCCACCGACCCCCAGUUCCGGCCGCGCCACCCGCUGCGACAGCCACCUGGGGAUCCGAGCGAGGGGCGGCCGUCUUUGCUGGAAGGAACCAUGACUUGGCAUUUUCCUUUCUUCCUCUUGGCCACAGUGACUUUGCCCUCCGUGUUUUCCCAGUUCAACCCUCUGUCUCUCGAGGAACUAGGCUCCGACAUAGGGAUCCAAGUUUUCAAUCAGAUCAUCAAGUCGCGGCCUCAUGACAACAUCGUUGUCUCACCCCAUGGGAUUGCGUCUGUCCUGGGGAUGCUGCAGCUGGGGGCCGAUGGCAGGACGAAGAAGCAGCUCACGACAGCCAUGAGAUACAGUGUGAAUGGAGUCGGUAAAGUGCUAAGGAAGAUCAACAAGGCCAUCGUCUCCAAGAAGAAUAAAGACAUUGUGACCGUGGCCAAUGCCGUGUUUGUCAAGAAUGGCUUUAAAAUGGAAGUGCCCUUUGUUACGAGGAACAAAGAUGUGUUUCAGUGUGAAGUCCGGAGUGUGGACUUUGAGGACCCCAUCUCCACCUGUGACUCCAUCAAUGCAUGGGUGAAAAAUGAAACCAGGGGCAUGAUCGACAAUCUGCUGUCCCCAGAUCUUAUCGAUGGCAUGCUCACCAGACUGGUCCUUGUCAAUGCUGUGUAUUUUAAGGGUUUGUGGAAAUCCCGGUUUCAACCUGAGAACACAAAGAAGCGGACAUUCAUGGCACCUGAUGGGAAAUCCUAUCUAGUGCCAAUGCUGGCCCAGCUCUCUGUGUUCCGGAGUGGGUCUACACGCACCCCCAAUGACUUAUGGUACAACUUUAUUGAACUGCCCUACCACGGGGAGAGCAUCAGCAUGCUAAUUGCGCUGCCCACCGAGAGCUCCACCCCUCUGUCUGCCAUCAUCCCUCACAUCAGCACCAAGACCAUCGACAGCUGGAUGAGCACCAUGGUGCCCAAGAGGGUGCAGGUGGUCUUGCCCAAGUUCACAGCUGAAGCACAAACAGAUCUGAAGGAGCCACUGGAAGUUCUUGGCAUCACUGAGAUGUUUGAUUCAUCAAAGGCAAACUUUGCAAAAAUAACAAGGACAGAAAAUCUUCAUGUUUCUCAAAUCUUGCAAAAAGCAAAAAUCGAAGUUAGUGAAGAUGGAACCAAAGCUUCAGCAGCAACAACUGCAAUUCUAAUUGCACGGUCAUCACCUCCCUGGUUUAUAGUAGACAGACCCUUUCUGUUUUUUAUCCGACAUAAUCCUACAGGUGCAGUCUUAUUCAUGGGGCAGAUAAACAAACCCUGAAGAACAUAUAAAAGAAACCAUGUAAAGUGAUGAUGACUUUGCUAUGAAGAAAACACUCCUUUCUUACAUCUUUCAUAGUUCUGUUAAAUAUUUUUGUACAUUGCUUUCUUUUUCAAAACUAGUUCUUAGCAACAGACUCAAUAAUGCAAGCAUUUCUGUUCUGGGAGGCAUUAGAAGAAAGGGCAUGGUGGCUGGAUCACUGUAUUGAGGAAUGAAUAGAAAGCCUUCAAAGAUGUCUAAAAGAUUCUUUAAACUACUGAACAGUUACCUAGGUUAACAACCCUCUUGAGUAUCUGCUGUUUGUCCAGUUCAGGAUUUUUGUUUUGUUUUGUUUAUAUGUGUGGCUUUCCAGGAGAAAUUUAAUCAAUGUGAUAGAAAAGGGGAAAAAAUGACAUUUUUAUGGUAGUUUUUAUGUUUUUAUGGAAACAUUAUUUGUCUUUUUAAUUCUUUUUCCCACCUCCAUCCAAAGCCUUGAUAGCAAACAUUAUGAUUUUGGGGGUGGAAAUAGCAAAAUCUUCAGCCUCUGUGUGUUUUUUGUUGUUGUUUAUAUAAUGCAUGUAUUCACUAAAAUACAAUUGAAAAAACAAAUGUCUUGCUAGACAAGGUUUGCUGUUGUGCAGUGUGCCUGUCACUACUGGUCUGUACUCUCUGGAUUGGCAUUUUUGUAUUUUGUACAAAGUAAAAAUAAAGUGUUAUGAGUAGUAAAAA